Messenger RNA from Diospyros lotus (date-plum), 1321 nucleotides. Its product is annotated as succinate dehydrogenase assembly factor 1, mitochondrial. The record is from RefSeq and is a predicted model, not a curated record. Bases 880 to 1170 code for a protein of 96 amino acids. Gene Ontology annotation, cellular component: mitochondrion. NCBI's taxonomy places the organism in Eukaryota, Viridiplantae, Streptophyta, Magnoliopsida, Ericales, Ebenaceae. Gene Ontology annotation, biological process: mitochondrial respiratory chain complex II assembly. The transcript has 5 exons.
AUGCCCACGGAGAGAACACACGAGAGUGAAGAUUUGGAGGGAAGAAGAGUCCUGCACCGCCCGGUGAGCCCCUCCGUCGCUGCCGCUCACCUCCGUCGCCGGUCUCAUCUCCAUCGCCGGCGAACAGUUUAGUACCGCCACUGCCGACUGCCACCGCCACCGCCCCUGCAAACAGCCAAACACAGGAUUGCUUUAUUUUGUGGAGUUGCGGAGAAAUUAUCUUCAGUAUUUGUGCUGUGUUAGGGUUCACAGAAGAAGCAAAAUAGAUACGCAGUAUUCCCCAAGCUGCAUACAAGCAGAACCGUUCAUCUACAACAAUACAAUACACUGUGCACCAUCAUAUGGUUAAGCAAACAUCAGGGGCAUUAUUUGAAGGGAAUUCAGGCUGCGGAACACCAGGGGACAAAUCAACUUCUGCCCUAAUUUCCAGAUCCCCGUUUCCUUCUUUUGGCUGAGCAAACAGCAGGGGAAAAAUCGAGAAUGGCUCGAAGGGAAUUCAGGCCGCUGAAUACCAUCUCUGAAUUCCAAUGGUUUGUGUCGUUCUUCGCAUUCUGCAGUGGCAUUGAUUUAUUCUGGUUGGUGGCUCCUUGAUCUCCUGUGAACUCCAGAGCUUUCAGUAUCAAAGGAAAAAGGUCCUACAGCUGUGUUUGGGUUUUUGCUUAGGAGCUAUGGUUAGAUGCAUGAGAGGAUGUGAAAGAGGCAAUCAAGCCCGACAAACAAAAUUGGUUGAGAUUCAGCAUAUGAUUGAUUAAUCCUCUCAGGUUAUGCAAGCUUUACAUUGCCAAUGACAUUUGGGAGCCUGUGUGGAGAAUCCAAAAGUGGAAGGCAAAGAAAUACAAGAGAGAUUGCAAUCAGGAGUCAAGAAGUGAACAAGAUGCAAUGGGAGGUUCUAGUGGGCCAAAGCUUUCUGGAAUGCAGAAGCAAGUGCUUGGUCUAUACAGAGGGUUUUUGCGAGCAGCGCGUGCCAAAUCCCCUGAAGAUCGAUCCCGAAUUGAAUCAAUCGUGUCAGCUGAGUUCCGUCGCAAUUCGAAAAUAGUAGACCGCAAGAAUUUCACCUACAUCGAGUACUUGCUUCGGCUUGGUAAGAAACAGCUUGAGCAGCUUCAGAGCCCGGAUACCAUUGGAUUGUCACACUUGAAUGUAGAACUCUCCCACACUAAGAAGUCCUAAUCCCACACUAAGAACUCUUGUACCUUACCUUAGGAUGUAUCCUAAAGUUUUGUCAUCCUCUGGUCUCUGACCGAAUGUUUUUUUGAUUACUCAAAACUCAUGCUUCUCCAACUCCAAAAUUCAAAAUAAAUGUUUUAUAUGAGAGCUGCAA